Molecule: messenger RNA, 630 nt
Organism: Penicillium arizonense
Lineage: Eukaryota; Fungi; Ascomycota; Eurotiomycetes; Eurotiales; Aspergillaceae
Exons: 3
Coding region: 1-630 (209 amino acids)
Source: RefSeq, a predicted model, not a curated record
AUGUCUAAAAGCAGCAACCAAAAGCGCUUCCAACUGAGAAAACAAUGUCGAGAAGCCUUAGCGGCUCAUAUAUUUAACCGACUUCACCUUGUUGUUGCUCCUGAAAGAGUCCGUCUCCAACCGCGACCUGGAGAUGGAUACGCUUGGUCCGUUACGAGAGCGAAUGCUGCUUUGCUCAAAUCAAACCUAAGUAGCGGCACGAUAAACCUUUACCAGAAAAUAUUGAAGGAACUCGGUUCAUCACUCGAAGCUGUCAACCCGCAGUCCUUAGGCAUCUCGCAGUCUAAUACAUGCGGCCUUCCAAAGGAGACACAGGAUUUCGGUGAAGGAAUAAUGGAUGGUUCUUUCACGGCAGAGAUCUGCGAGCUUAAGGCUGCCAACGGCCGCAUGGAAGUGGAAUUGGAACGCACUCGUUCUCGGCUAGAUGACAGUCUUCGCGAAAGCCAUACGCUCGGGGCCGAAGCCAACCACCUCCGUCACGAUAUGCAGAUUCUUGAGUCGCAAAACAAGAUACUGCGUGAUAAGCUGGUAGAGACGAGAAGGGUCAUCGCUGGAGCAAUGCAGACACUGGGUUCGUUGCAAUCAGAGGGAAUCGAAAUCGCACUUGAUGACACGAACGACAGCCAAUGA